AUGUGCAUCGGCCGUGAAAACAGAAAUAAGGAGACCCAAAUUCCACAAAAAAAGGACAAGGGUUCCUGUAAACUCAAAUGUCAACGAUGGAUUUUAAGUAAAUUUGAAAGAUGCCUCAGGAAAAAGAUAUUUGGACAUGUAUUUCCAAAGCUAGCAGACUACGAGUUUAUGGGAAUGGAUCUAGAAAGUUUACAAGAUAGUGUUACAGGAAAAACCAGUGAUAAAUCUUUGAAUAAGAAAGUUGCCGCUGCAAAUAAAAUAAAACUGGCUAAAGUUGAUAUGAAGGAUAUCGAAAAGAUCAAAGGAAUCAGUGCUAAUGAUUUGAAAAAACGAUAUUCAAUUAAAGGAUCUAAGCUUAAAAUGCUAGAAGGGAUGGUCACUGAUUACAAUGAUGGUAAUUUAUCAUUUUCACAAAAAUCUCGCAAACCUUCUUCAACAAAACAAUUAACAAAAGAGCAACUGAACGAAAUUCUGAAAGAUUACGACACAGCUAAGAAGAAAACGGUAGCUGAUGAAAUUCAGAAGAAUGCCAAAGAUUUAAAGAAAAUCGUUAAAACUCAAUCCCAAAGGCAAUUAUUGGAUAAUGUAUUGGAAGAUUUAAAAAAGGAAAGUGUUCAAUCUUCAAGAUAA
Molecule: messenger RNA, 630 nt
Organism: Helicoverpa zea (corn earworm)
Lineage: Eukaryota; Metazoa; Arthropoda; Insecta; Lepidoptera; Noctuidae
Exons: 3
Coding region: 1-630 (209 amino acids)
Source: RefSeq, a predicted model, not a curated record